AUGGGGGGAAAUGAUGGCCUCCAGUCGGCGGGGCCCCCUUGCGAGAGCCGGCGACUGGAACUCCGAUUCCCUCAGAAGAACACAGCAGACGGAGGCACGAGCGAUAGGGCAGCGGCGGCCGUGGGUUGGAGAGAAAAUCGCGAUCAGCGAGCGCGAAGCGGCGGGGCUUUGAACCCAAGCGCCAAGGGUAAACGCCCCCGUGGGGAGGGACGGGCCGGGUCUGAGGGGGGCGGGAAGCAAGACGAAGGUCCACCGGGCGCUGAAGAGGGCGCGGCAGAGAAGCUUAGGUUCGACCCGCUCCGGGCCCUGGAGUACCUCAAGUCCCUGCCCAUCUACGAGGACCAGGCGGUCUACUCCGAGACACUGCCGGGCAGGUCCGGGGAGUACGAGGACACGCUAAGGCCACUGCACCCGGAGUUGAAGGCGGCGCUGGAGCGUUCGAAGGGGGUGACGAGGCUGUUUAAGCACCAAGCCCUAGCCAUCGACGCCGCCGCGGCCGGGCGGCACGUGGCCCUGUCCACCGCCACGUCGUCGGGGAAGUCGGUGGUGUUCAACGUCUCCGUCAUCGACGCCAUCGUCGGCCCACGCCCGGACGCCGUCGCGCUGUACCUCUUUCCGACCAAGGCUCUCGCACAGGACCAGCUCAGGUCGUUGAAGGAACUAGUCGGUGCGUCGCCCUACCUCAGCCAGCGGGUCCGGCCGAUGACCCUGGACGGAGACACGCCUUUCAGAGAGCGAGGGGCGGUGGUGGAGGAGGCGAACAUAAUUCUCACCAACCCGGACAUGCUGCACGCCUCGGUGCUGCCCGGGCACAAGAAGUUCCGCCGCAUCCUGGGCAACCUGUCGCACGUCGUCAUCGACGAGGGCGCCAAGAAGGCGGCGGUAUCGGCGGGGGGGGCGGGGGGCGGGGGGGGGGGAGGGGAGGUAGGUCCAGGAGCGGCGGCAGCUGGAGGGGGACGGCAGGGCGAAGGGGAGCAAGCGGUGUCCGAUGCCGCCUCGCGAUCCCGCGGGGGGGCGGGGGGGAGCGCUUCGGGAGUUCCCGCCAAGGAGGGCGGCGUCGAGGACACCGGAGACGAGGAAAGUAACGGCGGCGGCGGCGGCGGAGGUGGGAGCGGCGCUGCAACCGGCAAGGCGGCGGGAGCAGCAGCAGCAGCAGCAGCUAAAGGGCGGACGCGCGGCAGCAAGAAGCGCGGGCGCGGGGAACAACGGGCUGGAGCGGCGGGGGGGGGCUCCCCGGAGUCCGCCGCUCUCCUCGAGGCUGGCAUAGUCGGGGAUAUGGCGGCGGUGGCCUCGGCGAUAGGCGACCCUAGUAGCGGCGGCAGCGGUGGGGAUGCAGGGACACCGGGGUCCAGAACAAGAACGCCGGGGAGCGGGGCGGCGGGAGGGGAAGGGGAAGAGGAAGGGGAAGGGGGGGGAGAAGGAGGGGGAGGGGGCGAGUGGGAGGACGGGCGGCGACGCAGCCCGAUCUGCGAGACGGCGCAGAUCCUAGCGGCUCUGGUGAAGCAGCGGGUCAAGACGCUGGCGUUCUGCCGCACUCGAAAGCUGACGGAGCUGACGCUGCGCUACGGGCACCAGGACUUGGGGAAAACCGCGCCGCAAAUGGUGCCGUUGGUGCAGGGAUACCGGGGCGGGUACACAAAGGACGAGCGACGGAAGAUCGAGGGCAGCCUUUUCGCCAACAAGCUCCUGGGCGUGACUGCCACCUGUGCCCUGGAGCUGGGGGUAGACAUCGGCGAGCUGGACGUAACGCUUCAUCUAGGGUUUCCAGGCAGUGUGUCGAGCCUGAGGCAGCAAGCGGGCCGGGCCGGCAGGGGCGGGAAGGACUCGCUGGCUAUCAUGGUCCUGUUUCAGGACCCCAUCUCUGAGUUCUUCGUGCGCAACCCGGCGGAGCUGCUGCACAAGGCGCCAGAGGCAGCCGUCCUCGACUCCAACAACGAGCUGGUGAUCGACACGCUGGCCGACGAUGGCGACGGCUUUCCCAGGAUCGGGCUGGCGCAUGAUCGACCCUGUCGCGUGGUGGACGACUCGAAGGGGGGCGAGCCGUACGACAGCGUGGAGUACAGCAGGUCCUUUUUCUCGCUGUUCCAGGGGGCCAUCUACCUGCACCAGGCGCGGCAGUACCUGGUGACGAGGCUGGAUCUCGGGGCGCACGUGGCGCACACCACCCCCGUGAAGGUGAACUACUACACCGCCGCGCGCAACAACGUGGAGGUCAACGUGACCAAGCGGCUGGAGGUCAGCGAGGACAAGCAUGCUCACACGGGCUGCGUGAAUGUUGUGUGCACCGUGUACGGCUUCGUGAAGAAGCAGAUGGGCACCGGGAGGGUCCUGGAGCGCGGGGAGUGCUCCCUCCCGCCUCUACAGUACGCCACCCGCGCCUUCUGGCUGGACGUGGGCGAGACGGCGAGGCGGAGAGUCGAAGAGGAGGGUCUGGACUUGGAGGGCGGGAUCCACGCGGUUGGGCACGCCCUCCUCGCCGUGGUGCCGCUCUUCCUCCUGUGCGACGCGGCCGACGUGGACUGCGAGCACGCCAGGCCCCACCACAGCCGCCCGCAGCCGCAGCGCAUCCUGGUGUUCGACAGGCGCCCGGGGGGCGUGGGGGUCUCGGACGCCAUGUUCGGCUGCCACAGAGGUGUGCUUAGCAAGGCCCUGGAGCUGGUGGAGGGCUGCCCCUGCCCCGACGGGUGCCUGGCGUGCAUUCACGACCACGGCUGCACUGGCUACAACGCGCGGAAAGCUGUGGACGCCGCGAGCCGAGGAGAAGGCCGUGGCGGUGGCGGCAGCAGCGGCAGCGGAGCGGGGGCGGGGGGAGAGGGGAUGGAAGAGGAAGAGGAAGAGGGAGGCGAGGUCGCGCCUAUCACGUCCCCGAGGAAGAAGCAGCGGCUGCGUAACCUGCGGCUGGCGAAGGGCAUGGAGCGGGCGCGGGAGAAGGACAUCGCUGUGGUCGGGUGCUGGAUCCCGUCGGUGCCGUGA
Messenger RNA from Ectocarpus siliculosus, 2973 nucleotides. The record is from the annotation of a GenBank genome assembly. Lineage: Eukaryota; Phaeophyceae; Ectocarpales; Ectocarpaceae.